AUGUGGUCUUUCUUGAGAUAUGCAGAGGCAACUGUUCCAUUGUCUUGGUCUACAAGAAUGAUGAUUGCUCUUGGGGCAGCAAAAGGGCUUGCUUUCCUCCACAAUGCGGAAAGGCCUGUUAUUUAUCGAGACUUCAAGACAUCUAAUAUAUUGUUAGACUCUGAUUAUACAGCCAAGCUUUCUGAUUUUGGACUUGCAAAAGCCGGGCCACAAGGUGAUGAGACCCACGUAUCUACUCGUGUAAUGGGUACCUAUGGUUAUGCUGCCCCUGAAUAUGUGAUGACGGGCUUGGUAGAACAGUUCAGCAGCAUGCUAGCUCUUGAAGGACAUCUAACUGCAAGGAGUGAUGUGUACAGCUUUGGAGUUGUUCUUCUAGAGCUGUUAACAGGGAGAAAAUCUGUUGACAAGACAAGGCCGAGCCGGGAGCAGAGCUUGGUGGAUUGGGCGAGGCCAAAACUGAAUGAUAAGAGAAAAUUAUUGCAAAUAAUAGACCCCAGACUAGAAAACCAGUAUUCAGUGAGGGCAGCACAGAAAGCAUGCAGCUUGGCAUACUACUGCCUAAGUCAAAACCCAAAAGCGAGGCCAUUGAUGAGUGAUGUGGUUGAGACAUUGGAGCCUCUACAAAGCAGCAAGAUGGGCGCUGAUGAAGUCUCCUCAUCAUCAACCCUUGGAUUUGCAGAUUAUAAUAGAAUGCAUCAUCAUAAUCGCAGAUAUGAUGGAAGAGUUGGUGCUGGGGCUGUUUGUCGGUCUCCCAACCCCAACUGUUCCCCUGGUGGUCCUGCUGCAUGCCGGGAAAAUCAUGAACUCACUCCCAGUCAACCAUGCCGGAACUUUCUCGGUGCUAUUUCUCCUCCUCAUCGCCCUGCUCAGUUUCAGUCCAGGGGGAUGCGGGCAGCUGAGGCUGAGGCUGGAGUUGAAGAGGGGAAGCUGAAAAUGAUGAAGCCAGUGGUGGAUGGGCCAAUUGAUUACAGGAUUAUGGGUCUUGAUGACCUACUUAUAGGUGACAACAGCAAUUAUUAUUACUUGAUUAGUAAUAAUUAUAAUAAUAACGGUGGCACGAGGAGGAGGCUGGCACCUUUUCAGGUGUGCUUGGUUUGCAAUGCUGCGUAUCCCCUUCAAAUCCCUCCACCUGUGCUUCCAUGCCUUGCUGCUUUGGCAUCGAUUGCCACCUUCCAAACAAGCCCUUUGGUGUUUGCGCUUUCUUCCCAAGUCCUGCACCUGUAA
Messenger RNA from Thlaspi arvense, 1224 nucleotides. The record is from the annotation of a GenBank genome assembly. Lineage: Eukaryota; Viridiplantae; Streptophyta; Magnoliopsida; Brassicales; Brassicaceae.